This is a messenger RNA of Solanum lycopersicum (tomato), 2671 nucleotides long. RefSeq lists its product as uncharacterized. Lineage: Eukaryota; Viridiplantae; Streptophyta; Magnoliopsida; Solanales; Solanaceae. Gene Ontology annotation, molecular function: RNA nuclease activity. Gene Ontology annotation, biological process: regulation of gene expression. The record is from RefSeq and is a predicted model, not a curated record. Gene Ontology annotation, cellular component: peroxisome.
GUUAAAAAGCGCGGAGUCCGAGAAAGUUCAAAUUGUGCAAGUGCCAAGUGCCAAGUGAUAUACUGAAAAGUUUUUUGUUGUUACAAAUCAGGUUAAUGGCAGCAGAGUGAGAGAGAACCCUCGCGGCGUUAUAGUCGAUGGCCGGAGACAAAUUGAAGGCGGGUCUUCCUGGCGGAAAAGCGGCGGAACCGCAGUACCAGGCGGCGAAAACAUCGGUGUGGUGGGAUAUAGAGAAUUGUCAGGUGCCCAGGGGAUGCGACGCUCAUGCAAUUGCUCAGAAUAUAAACGCUGCAUUGAUGAAGAUGAACUAUAAUGGACCAGUCGCUAUUUCCGCCUAUGGAGACACAAAUCGUAUUCCCUCGUACAUUCAACGAGCCCUUUCUAGUACUGGAAUCAGUCUCAAUCACGUCCCGGCCGGGGCUAAGGAUGCUAGUGAUAAGAAAAUAUUGGUGGAUAUGCUAUUUUGGGCAGUGGACAAUCCUGCACCUGCCAAUUAUUUGCUCAUUUCAGGAGACAGGGAUUUCUCCAAUGCCAUUCAUCAGUUACGGAUGAGGAGAUAUAAUAUUCUUCUAGCACAGCCUUUUAAGGCUUCUCCUGCUCUUGCUGCUGCUGCCACAAAUGUGUGGCAAUGGAUAAGCCUUGCUGCUGGAGAAUCUCCACGAGAACUUACUUUUGGUACUAACACAUUACAUCAAGAAUCUAUACCGACUCCAGUUUAUGAACCUAUAUCAGCAAACCAACCUGCAUAUUCUAAUGCCAAUACCAAUAUCAAUACCAACGCCAAUAAUGCCAAUGCCAACUCCAACUCCAACGCCAAAGCCAAAUCCAAAGCCAAUGCCAAUGCCAAUGCCAACGCCAAUAUCAAUACCAAUAUCAAUACCAGUGCCAACGCCAAUAUCAAUACCAAUAGCAAUGCCAAUGCCAAUGCCAAUGCCAAUACCAAUACCACAACCAAUGCUAAUGCUAAUACUAAAACUAAAGUUAUUUACGUACCAAAGAACUCAAAUCAACUGACUAUGACCGGUAGGUCAAGUAUGCCAGCUAGAAUUGAAGAAACUAGUAGCAGCUAUCGCCCACACGCACCAGCUGUUGCACCAGUGCAGUUUGCACCACAUAUAUUUUUCGCAAAGUCUGAUAGUUCAGAGAACCAUAACAGUAAAUUCAUAGAAAACAAGCCUGCUCAGCGUACUCAAUCUCAGCCUCCUCUUGUUCGAGAUAACUUUGUGAAGAAAUUCAACUUCCGCCAGAAGAAUUUGCAACCUUCGCUUCAACGACCUGAAGGUAGGGGUGAUUUAUGUGGUUCUAUGAACAAGGGUGAUGUAUGUCCUGAGUUUUCCUUCCUUCCAUCCUCAUCGGGUGCUUCUAAAUCUGUCUCUGGUAAUUCAAAUUUGGAACUCCAGCUGCCUGAACUCAUUCAAGGUCUUAUAGGGGUCAUCCUUCUUUCGUUGGACAGUUUGAAGCUCGAGAAGAUUGUGCCUACCAAAGAAAACAUCGGUUAUUGUCUACGUUAUGGUAACCCUAAAUAUCGUCAUAUUGAUGUCACAGUAGCAUUAAAUGCUGCACUAGAGCAACAGAUGAUAGUAAAGUUAAAACAAGCUGAUAUUGAACUAUAUGUUGGUAGAAAUGAGAGGAUUUGGAAAUGUGAGAAUCCACUUGGUGGCAAUCCUAACCAAUAUCACAAUGCAACUUGGAACGUGAUUGAGAAAUUUCUUUGUUCAACUGUUGGACGUUCAGCAAUAGCAGCAUCUGAAUGCAGGUAUGAAGCUGCUUUGAUUCUUAGAAAUGCAUGCCUUAAAGACCUUACAUUGGGUGAAGUACUUCAAAUCCUGAAUAUGAUUAUCACUCUGAAGCGUUGGAUUAAAACUCGCUCUGAUUGGCAUCAGAUUACUAUUACUCUUCCAGAAACUAAUAAUGACAAUGAUACCAGAACAUGCAUCUAGCCGACAGAUCUCUUUUGGUAUUUUAGCAUGUCAUAGCCGUGACAUGUUUUCAGAAAUGGAUUUGAUAUCUUGGGAGUUACAGAUUUUAAAAGAAGCUCAAUUUUGUAUAAGAUGGUAUGUUCAGUGCUUACUUGAUGACGGCAUAGGAGCGAGAUCUUUUUUACUUUUGUGGACCUCUUUCCAAGACACUUGCAGCUGAUAUAAGUGUGCAGCUAAAGGGAUGUGAUUGUUAUCAUGCUUCUAUCAACCUUGCUAUGCUGAUGGAUCUCGUAAUCUUACAUUUACAGCAGCAUCGUUUCUGCUAUCUUCACUUUCUUUAUCUUAAAAUUUCCUUUUCGCUGGAAAUUUUGUUUGCAUCAGCAAGUCUACUACUGCUUUCACAUUACUUGGAUUUGGGGCAUCCAGGAAUAUGCAGAUUGUAUUUUGGUUACCUUGGUGAGUUGAGAACUGGCCAGAAGCACAAAGGUUUUGGGUUGCAGGUUGACAGGAAUAUUUUGUAGUCACUGUUCUUCUAGCCAGAAUAUAAAUAAUGAAAAGUGGUUUAGAACAGAUCCAGUAACCUUGUUUUUUAAGCUUUAUCAAAUGGAAUAUGUAGAUUUACUUCACCAGCGUUUUUGAUAACGUUGUCCUUUUGCCUAUUCUUUUUGUUUCUUGGAACUUAUGACUGUAAAUCACUUCUGCAGAUAAGAUUAUAUGUAGCUUUAAUUGGCAGGCACUUGCAUUUGUUUUCA